This is a messenger RNA of Penicillium cataractarum, 1467 nucleotides long. RefSeq lists its product as uncharacterized. The coding region runs from base 1 to 1467 and encodes 488 amino acids. The record is from RefSeq and is a predicted model, not a curated record. The transcript has a single exon. Lineage: Eukaryota; Fungi; Ascomycota; Eurotiomycetes; Eurotiales; Aspergillaceae.
AUGUCCACUUUACCCGGUUCCUUGGCUAUACUCGCUGUACUAGCUAGCAGCCUCCUCAGGCCCACAGGCCAAAAAACAAUACUGGAGGACGCCAAGGCCAACAUCAAAGCCUUUUCACCCUACCAGUCUGGAGUCAUUGUCACUGCUCAAAUCAUCGACUUGAUCACCUGGAGGCUGACCAAUAUCGCCGAAAUACAUGCCAGUCUGUGGGCCCUCGCUGGCGUUCACUUUUAUGUUCCAGGGGCCCGAUCCAUACCAUCUGAAUUGAGUCAUGGGUUACUGGUCACCUCUGCGCGUCGUAUAUUCCUUGCCGGAAUCUCUCUGCCACUUUACGUGCUAUUAAUCCGGUCGUCUUACCACUGGGCUGUCCAAUGGACCCUGGGUUUUCUGCUUUCAGAAGCAGCAAUGGUUGAAUUGUCGACUUGGUUUUUGCCCUUGCCAUGCGCCGGCGUCGUGUUACGAAAAGACUGGCCACGACGCCCAAUUGUCGGUAAACAACUUUUCGUUUCAGGUCCAUGUCCAGUAAAUCAUGUCCAAGAGCUCAACAAUACAGUCACCCUCGACAACAGCAAAGAAAAUGGGGAUGAAGAUUGUCAAGCUACUGUGGGUGACAAUCUAUGCGAUCGCGUGCGCCGUGUCUGGCCCCCUGAUACGCGUCCAGAUAAGGAUAUCCCUGUUGGACGACAUCCUCUGGAACACAUCCCCAACAUCGCGCAGGUUACAGCUCCAACGGGCUCCGUAUUGGUACCCUGGACGUGUGGACACGGACGUUGCCUUCUGUACAUGCUCUCACGAGUCAUCGUACGAGCUCUUUUUUACUCCGUGGCGGUGUUCGAUUUUGGCUCGGCCGUCUGGCUUUUGCAUGAUAACACACAGGCCGUUUUGAUACGCAUAUCUCGCAUUCUGUUGGCUCAAAGGUUUCUGAAUGACCUUUUAACCCUUGUAUUCCUGUGCGCAGUUGUUUUUUUCGUGGGUAUUCCGACAUAUCUCACCUUGGUUAUGUUUAUACCAUGGAUAUUUCGUACAUCAGUCUCCUUGCAGCCAGCGAGGAAUAUGAUUAUGAGCUUCUUUAAUGGGACUCCUUCCUCAGUCAAAGUUGCCGGUCGAUAUAUAUUGCUCUGUCUAUCGAUGUUCAUGGCAUGGAGCAUUGCUCGCAUUUUGAUGGAGCGCGACCCGGUCCUGACUGACUCGAUACUCUCAUACUCCAUCGAGCUCUUCCUGGUACCUACAGGCGCGCUGUCCAUAUUCAGACGCUUCUUUGCUCCACCCAAAUCGACAAGCAAACUGCCAGUCACGGGCAAACCAGACGAGAACGCUCAUGACGAAAGUGACACGAACAAUGAGAAAGCCAGAAAAGAGCGGCUGAUAUCAUCCUGGGCCCAAUUCCGUUUAACGAUACUUCUACCGAAUGCUGCUAUCUGGAUAUUUCGUCGAUGGGAUAUGACGGCUAUUCUAGAGGGACCUUGA